AUUCUCCCUUGGCAUAGGAGGAGGAUGACAACCAUGAUGUAGUCUUCCCACCUAUACCAAAGCCAGGUCUUCUAGUGAAGUCUGGCUCCUGGUCCUACUGAAGGCAAUGAUCAAACUCCCACUGACUUCAGUCGAUGCAAGCUCAACCCAGAGAACUAAAGUUUACUGCUUUUGCCCUGACAUACAUUUAAAUUCAUUAAAGUCUCUGGAUGGAGUUUCUUUUAAGGCAGAAUCCCUUUCCAUAGUUUCCAUUUCUGGCUGGUACAGACAUUCGCGGCAUUUCCUCCCUCGGGGUUCUCCCACUUGGGUUAGGCGUUUAGUCACAGCUCUCACUACCAGCCCAUGAACCAGCCCCUCCCUCAUUUUCUUGCACACCACGGCUUGUUCUGCUCAAGCCAGCAUCUUGGUUUCAUUUGAUCGUGUAGGCACGGUUCCGAUGCUCAACAUUUAAUAGGGGGAAGCCUCCAUUUCACCUGCCCCUAUGCUGUAGAUUAUACCACCUCAUGCUCACAACCUUUUACACACCCCUUCCCCUUCCACGCUGGUCCUGCAGCCUGCCCAGCUGGCCUGCGGCAGUCCAUUCCGCAUCCUAGCGCCCGCGGCCCUGCAGGGGGCGCCAGAGAGCUUUCUUGCCGGCAGGCGAAGGAAGCCGCGGUGAGCUGGUCCUGGGGCUGUGUGAAGUCUCUGCGUUCUGCGCCAGAGGGACGAGACCGGGGGAGAAAGGAGACCACGGGCAACCCACGAUGGCUGAGGUCGGGUUCCUUCCCUGAUCACACAGCUAGGUGAGCUGGCCGGCAACAAAGACCAGGGCUGGAGUCCCGUCCUCCCAACGCACCCUCGUGCUGCUUGACUGCUGCGGAGAGGUUCUGUGCAGAAGUCACAAUGACGUGGUGAAGCUGAAGACGGGACCUGGGAACCUUCCAUCUGCUCAAGUUUGGGUAAUCCAGUGAAUUCUCCAUCGUUCCAUUUUCCCACCAUGGCUAAAAGUGCGGAAGUGAAGCUGGCGAUCUUUGGUCGAGCCGGCGUGGGGAAGUCAGCUCUCGUAGUGCGCUUCCUGACCAAACGGUUCAUCUGGGAGUACGACCCCACUCUAGAGUCUACCUAUCGUCAUCAGGCAACUAUCGAUGAUGAAGUUGUUUCCAUGGAGAUACUAGAUACAGCUGGUCAGGAGGACACUAUUCAGAAGGAAGGACACGUACGAUGGGGUGAAGGCUUUGUGCUAGUCUACGACAUCACCGACAGGGGCAGCUUUGAGGAAGUGCUGCCACUUAAGAACUUGCUGGAUGAAGUUAAAAAACCCAAGAAUGUUACUCUGAUCCUAGUGGGGAACAAAGCAGACCUGGAUCACUCCAGGCAGGUCAGCACAGAGGAAGGAGAAAAGCUGGCCACGGAACUAGCAUGUGCAUUUUAUGAGUGUUCCGCUUGCACAGGUGAAGGCAACAUCAUGGAGGCCUUCUAUGAGCUUUGCCGUGAGGUACGGCGUCGUAAGAUGGUCCAGGGCAAGACUCGGAGACGGAGCUCCACCACCCAUGUCAAGCAGGCGAUUAACAAGAUGCUCACCAAAAUCAGCAGCUAAAAGAAUUGUAACCAAGUAGAGAACCAGGGUAGAGAAAGUUAGUUUGGGGGUGGGGAGGAGGCAGCCAGGACAUAUGAAAAUAAAAGAUGGUCAAAGCUUUACUUUAAAAAAAAAAUCACUUCAUCCCUUUUUGAGUAUAUGAGGCAGAUUCCUUUCUACUUUAUUUAAAUGGUUUUAGAGUGGUAGCAUCCACUCCACACCAUUUCCAUCCAGCAUCACAGAGACAUUCCAAAGGAUUGGCUGACUCAAGGGAUUGGUAAUGAGACAGCUAGGUUGCUGGCUCCAGUCCAGCCCAGAUUGGUAAUGACUGAAAAUCAUUAUGUUCUGAUGGCUGCUCUGCGGCCUAUGAGUAAUAAGUCUCAGUCCAGCGAUAACUGACAUCCUUAGCGGAGAGGCCAAGGACUCAAUCACCUGGGAGACUGCUUAAUUGUUCUCUCCAAAAUUGUUAAUCUGGCACCUUUCAGUAGCGCUAAAUUUACACACAAUUUUUUUAUUACAACCCCUUUUUUCUUGUAUUAUUUUUCCAGCCCAAUACUAGUGCCUACAUUCUUAGGUAUGUAUUUAAAAUAGGAAAAAUAUUGCAUGACAGUAGAGGUUUCAACCAGUGAUGGGUGAAUUUCAAUGGGUCUGAAGGACAUAAAUGUGGCUGGUUUUCCAGGUCUCUCAGAUCUGCAAAAGUGUGCAGGGAAUAUUGCAUAAACAGCUUUUCUAAAGGCAAUUUCAGCAUUCCACCUCAAAGAUCAGAAGUUUGUGGAGGGGGGGGCCAGGGGAAGAAUCAAACAAAGAUAACCAAUCUACUAGUGAAGUUCCAGAGAUUUGGUUACGGUUAAUUAUGAGUUUUUGAUGAAAGUUCCACUUUGCUGAUUUAUCCAGAAUGAUGCAUCCACCUCUGCUUUAAACUAAAGAUAGGCCCAGCCCAAGCCUCAAAUUCUGGGAAGGCUGAGAAUUCAAAAUCCAAACUCAUAUGCAAGUACAAUGUAAAUGGCCCCUUUCUUUACAAUGGGGCAAGCCAAAAGCUCCCAGACUUUCAGCUGUUUCGAACGCAGAUCUAAAUUUUAUGGCUUGAGCCAAUGGUUCGUUUAAACCAGCAGAGAACACAUUUUUAGGCUUUCUUGAGUUUUUAAUAGUACUGACCUGAUUUUUUAAUUUUCUCCUUUCCUCCAACCCUGUGGCUUCAGCAAACUCUUAGCUUUCCCUCUACUUUACUCAUCUAUUGGCUGCAUUUCUGAGGCCUUCUUGAGGGGGAAGAGGGAGGGGAGAGAGAGAGAGACGACACACAUACAGAAGCUAGAAUUAGGAGGUAGUUAAGAAUUUUCAGAUUAUUUUUGUUUCUUUCUUAGCAGUUACAUUACACCCUGUUAGGCAGCUAGGAAUGGAACCAAAACCAACAUCAUGCAGAGUCACAGGCAACUGUGUGGAUCCACUAAUAGAAGUAUGAGCACCUCUUUCCUUUGGUUAACAUCCCCCUUCAAUGCAAAUACUCAGAGCUUUAUUCUCCACUGCUUGGCAUCUUGUGUAGUCAUUUACGCCUGGGCAAAGAGAAUGAAAAAUGGACAGAGAAUGCUAUCAUUGGGUUAGGCAAGUGGUGAUAUUUGAUUUGUUAGCACUUUGCAUAGGUGUAAAUGACCACAUAGGGGGCAGCAUAGUGGAGUAAGCCCUCUGCUUCCACACAAGCAGGAAACAUGAGUCCUAAAUCAGUUUUUAAACGAAGAAUGACUUAAAGAGACUCUGUCAAGUUCAUUUUCUUUUAAAUAAUGUCACUCACACUCUCUCUGAUGACUGUCAUAGAAGGAAUUCAUACUCAAAUGUACUUUAAAGACCUAUAUGCUCUUUGUUUACUUUCUGUUUGGGAAAGUAAAAUCAUGUUUGGGACAGUGAAAUUAGACUGUUGUCUGUGGAGUAAGUUUCUUCUUUUUGGUUCUCAUACGCUUGCACUUUAUGAUGUUUCAGUUGCAAACACUACAGUAGAAUCUUUGAAGGACGACUCUGGUCAGAAGAGCAGCAAAUUGUUACCUUCUCAUUUAACAAAUCUUCCCAAAAUGUGUCAGUCAUAUUGCUAACUUUAGUGACAACCAUCAGUUUUUGCCUGUUUUUUUUUUUUUAAACUCCUGUUAGCAAUGCAGAGCCAACAUAGCUAUGGGAGAGUGAGCCAUAUUCUGUUCUGGCUCAUGCAUCAACACUUAUUAACUAUGGCACUGAUCUUGCAAACAUGCAUGUGAUUAACUUAAUAUGCAUGAGAAAGUGUUGUCAGGUUCAGGACCUGAGUUUCUCCUGUAAUCUUUAAUAAUGUGAUGUCACAUGAGCCAAAAGGACAGACCUUACCAUUACAUCCCAGGGCAAGAUUGCAGACUUGGAAAUGGAUGUGUAUGUGUGUGAGAGAGAGGAGUGAGAUUAUUUUACUUGUACACUGAGGAAAUUUGAUUUGAAGAUCAGUGAGAGAGAACAUGGGAUGUCAUGAUGCUCUUUGGAUAGACUCCAUUUUGAGAUUAAAAUUGCAGAUGAAAAUAUACACACAAAAGUCAAUGGCAAUGUUUGUAGUAGGAAGGUUUGUCAACUAAAGAAAUACUAAAUUAUUGUCUUACUUCUUGACAAUGUCCCUUGAAAAUGUCUCUUUCCUUUUACCAUUCAUUUAUGGGGAAGUAAUGAAAUCCCUUGUGGAAGAACACAUAAUGCUGAACAAAUGUGUCUUACUUGUUAAGGAGAGACCCUCUAAUAAAAGUAGCAACAUUUAUUUUUGAAGAUUGAGGUUGGAGACUACUGCGAAUGACAGACAACUGGACAAAAAAAUGGGGGCUAUUUUGUGAUUUGGGUAUUUUUUCUAUUUUGUUUUUAAUUAAGAGCGCUGUUGUUUUUCCUCUGUUUAAUGGGCUGAUUGUCAAGCCAAUUGUAACACAGCGUGACUACAGUCUAAUUUACUGCUUCUCAAGCUGUUGCAAUUUAUUAUUGGCUGUUCUGCAGAAGUUUCCUAUUUCUACAAUUUCUCAAAUGAGCCAGAAAAUGCCAAAGUGUUGAAAGGCCCAAAUGCAAAGUGAACCCCUAUCCACUGAUCUUUCAAGCAGGAAACAGGGUAAUUAAAAGCCUUCAUUUGUAUUCUUACUGCCAAUUUUUCUUUUUUAAUAGUAUUUCCCCUCCCCUUUUUUGUACUUUCCCCCUAAAGUAGUUUCCUCAUUAG
Messenger RNA from Chelonia mydas (Green sea turtle), 4748 nucleotides. RefSeq names its product RAS like estrogen regulated growth inhibitor (gene RERG). The coding region runs from base 977 to 1576 and encodes 199 amino acids. NCBI's taxonomy places the organism in Eukaryota, Metazoa, Chordata, Testudines, Cheloniidae. Gene Ontology annotation, molecular function: GTPase activity; GTP binding. The transcript is spliced from 6 exons. The record is from RefSeq and is a predicted model, not a curated record.